AUGUCCGGAUCUGGCGCCAAUGGGAAGUGGGAUGCCUCCUCCGUCACCGACGGGGAUACUCUAAAGCUGAAGGAGGCCGGCUACUUCCCGACCAAUGUUGUCCAUCGGGCCCCCGAAGAGGGCCAGAUCAUCCCUACACCCGAACCAGGUGAAAGGAGACGUAUCAGGGAGCAUGAGCCCGAGGAUCCGGCCAACGUGCGACACCUCUACGGCACGACUCCUGACAAGAUAUGGGGCAAAUUAUUCCAGCCCCAAAAGGAGUGGCCGGUCGAGGGGAAGGACAUAAGCCUUGACGCCGUGAACCCCCCAAGGGAGGGCUGGCUCGCCAAGGCCAAGAAGAUCCGCGGCCCGGCGCCUCUGCCGGAAGGGCCCCGAUCGGAUCAGCUGGAAAAGCUGCUUGUCGUGGUGCCUUAUAAGGCGCCCGCCAAGAAGGGCAAGAAGAAAGAAGGGCCGGAGGCCAGGGAGGGCCUUUGUCGUAGGGUUCAUCCGGGCAAUCGGUCCGGAGAUGCUGCGGCCUCAUCCGUGCAGGAUGGGGGUGAGGAUGAGAACGAGGAGGAGAGUGCCUCCUCGCACUCCAAGAAGAGGGCGGCGUCCGAGGACGUCGAGGAGGUUCAACCAUAUCCAGCCCCGAAGAGACGGUGCCGACCCAAGCUGGUUCUGUCCGACAGUUCGGACUUCGACAAGGAGUCCGAAGUCUCCGAGAAGGUUUUGGAGAAGGAACCCAGGGUCAAGCCCCCGGCCAGCAGUCCCCCACAUGAACGCCCCGCCGAGCAGACUUUGGAGGGGGCGUCUCCGCCCGCCAAACUGGCGAACAGUGGAUCUAUGGCGCACUCCGCGCCUCCUCUGAUCCCCGGAGAGGUUGAGGAGGUGCGGUCCCAAAGGACUCCUCCUUCCCCGAACACAGAGGGGGAAGCGGACGCCGUAAUGGCCGUGGUUAACACCUGGGUCACCGAAGACCAGGAGGGAGCGUCCCUCCUGGCUGACGGAUGA
Molecule: messenger RNA, 990 nt
Organism: Aegilops tauschii subsp. strangulata
Lineage: Eukaryota; Viridiplantae; Streptophyta; Magnoliopsida; Poales; Poaceae
Source: RefSeq, a predicted model, not a curated record